Molecule: messenger RNA, 6261 nt
Organism: Colius striatus (speckled mousebird)
Lineage: Eukaryota; Metazoa; Chordata; Aves; Coliiformes; Coliidae
Gene: DYRK2
Product: dual specificity tyrosine phosphorylation regulated kinase 2
Exons: 3
Coding region: 340-2133 (597 amino acids)
Biological process (GO): peptidyl-threonine phosphorylation; peptidyl-serine phosphorylation
Cellular component (GO): nucleus
Molecular function (GO): protein serine/threonine kinase activity; protein serine/threonine/tyrosine kinase activity; ATP binding
Source: RefSeq, a predicted model, not a curated record
AGGAGGGCCCUGUCCGGCCGCCUUCUGCUGCCCCCUCCUCCGCGCGAGGGGACCGGGGCGACCGAGGCGGGGGCGGGGGAGGUGAUGAGCUUGGGCCGGGGGCUGCGGCGGCGGCGCGGCUGCUGCUGCGGCUGCUGCGGCUGUUGCGGUGGGAGGCGACGGCGGGCCGUUGGAGGGUCUGUCCGGCCGGCCCCGGGCCAGGGGGAUGCGGCGGAGGACGUGUCUGGGUCUGGGUGUAGCUGAUCGGAGAAGAGAGGCAGCCGCCGACCGGAGAGCCCGGGGAGCAGCGGAGGAGAGCAACCCUGACAUGCCUUUUCCUCUCCCUCCUCUCCAGCGGCCAUGUUAACCAGAAAACCCUCAGCGAGCGCCGCCGCUGGCUCUGCCUACCCAGCCGGCAGGGCAGGGGACAGCGGCCGCCCGCUGCAGUCUUCCCCGGGCGCAGGAGCUGGGGUAUCUCGGGCAGGAGCUGGGACCGACCCGCCGUCGCCCCUCGCAUUGCCGCCGCUCAGGGCCAGCAACGCCUCGCACACGGUUGGAGGCAGUAAGCACACGAUGAAUGAGCACCUCCUUGUUGGUAGCCACGGACAAAUCCAGGUUCAGCAGCUGUUCGAAGAUAAUAGUAACAAGAGGACGGUUCUGACGACACAGCCAAAUGGACUUACAACUCUAGGCAAAUCUGGAUUGCCAGUGGUUCAGGACAGACAGACGGAGAGUGCUCACAGACGUCAAGGGAGCUCCAGCUCUUUAAAAGCUACGGAUGGAACAGGGAAGGUGAAAGCCUCCGUUAUGACACCAGAGCAGGCAAUGAAGCAAUACAUGCAAAAAUUAACAGCUUUUGAACAUCACGAGAUUUUUAGCUACCCUGAAAUAUACUUCUUGGGUCCAAAUGCAAAGAAGCGGCAAGGUGUGAUUGGUGGUUCAAACAAUUGCGGGUAUGAUGAUGACCAAGGGUCUUACAUACAAGUACCCCAUGAUCAUAUUGCAUACAGGUAUGAAGUCCUGAAAGUUAUAGGGAAAGGAAGCUUUGGGCAGGUGGUGAAGGCCUACGACCACAAGAUGCAUCAGCAUGUGGCUCUAAAAAUGGUGAGGAAUGAAAAACGUUUCCACCGCCAGGCUGCGGAAGAAAUUAAGAUCCUGGAGCACCUCCGGAAACAAGAUAAGGAUAACAACAUGAAUGUUAUUCACAUGUUGGAAAACUUCACAUUCCGCAGCCAUAUCUGCAUGACGUUUGAAUUGCUGAGCAUGAACCUCUAUGAAUUAAUAAAGAAAAACAAGUUUCAGGGCUUUAGCCUGCCUUUGGUCCGCAAGUUUGCCCACUCGAUUUUGCAGUGCUUGGAUGCUUUGCACAAAAACAGAAUCAUCCACUGUGACCUUAAACCUGAGAACAUUCUGUUGAAGCAGCAAGGUAGAAGUGGUAUUAAAGUGAUUGACUUUGGCUCAAGUUGUUAUGAGCAUCAGCGUGUCUACACGUACAUUCAGUCACGUUUUUACCGUGCACCCGAAGUCAUCCUUGGUGCUCGUUAUGGGAUGCCAAUAGACAUGUGGAGCUUGGGCUGUAUUCUAGCAGAGCUUCUCACUGGUUACCCACUUUUACCUGGAGAAGAUGAAGGAGACCAGCUGGCUUGUAUGAUUGAGCUAUUGGGCAUGCCUUCUCCAAAACUCUUAGAUUCAUCCAAGCGAGCCAAAAACUUCGUGAGCUCUAAGGGUUAUCCCCGCUAUUGCAGCAUCACAACCUUGUCUGAUGGCUCUGUAAUACUUAACGGUGGACGCUCUCGGAGGGGAAAAUUACGUGGCCCACCGGAGAGCAGAGAAUGGGGCAACGCAUUAAAGGGAUGUGAUGAUCCCCUGUUCCUUGACUUCUUAAAACAAUGUUUAGAGUGGGAUCCUGCUAUCCGCAUGACACCCAGCCAGGCUUUGCGGCAUCCCUGGCUAAGGAGACGAUUGCCAAAGCCUCCGACUGGGGAAAAGGCCUCGGCGAAGAGAAUUGCAGAGAGCACUGGUGCUAUAACGUCGAUUUCCAAGUUACCUCCGACUUCAAGCUCAGCUUCAAAACUGAGGACUAAUUUGGCACAGAUGACAGAUGCCAAUGGGAAUAUUCAGCAAAGAACAGUGUUGCCAAAACUUGUUAGCUGAGUUUGAAAAAACCCAAUGCUGUUAAUACAAGAGAUACGUUGUGGCUGAGCCUUAUUUGUAUGAAAGAGUAGCUCAGAUAAACAUUUUUAUUUGCUCAAUAACUUCAUUUAUAUCUUUCAGCACUCAUUUUAAAUGUAAGAAACGUUGAUUUUGUUUUUAUAAAAACACGGGGACAAUGCUUUAAGUUUUUAUACUUAUUUUUUAAAAUGUUUGUCUUCUACAGUACAAUUAGCCUUACUGUAACUAGGGUGACACAGUAAUAAACAUCAGUGGCAGGCCACUGGUUACAACAUGACUGUCAUGCAUUGCAGCGUGGUCUCAAAGGUAUUAACCUUUCUCUUCCAUGAUUCAUAUUAGGUUUCACCCAGAGUAGAUAAGACACUACUUUUUGAAUUUGAUGGAUGUGGGUUGUGAUUCUGCAAACACUCACUGGGCUCCAGGGAGAGUACUCAAACACAGUUGAGCACCUGUAAACUUGUAAUUUGAAGUGAAGCCAUAGCAUGCUACAUUGUCAUUUUCAAUAUGGUAGCCCAGAGGAAGUAGUGGUAUCACUAAUGGUGCAGUCACUUCCUAUGGAAUGCUUUCUCUGUUCAAAAGUAAUGUUUUUUUUUCAAUUAAAAGGAGCAUUUAAAUACCAUGCAAAAAGUAAGAACUUCCAGGGCUAAAAUGACUCUAACCUUGCAUGCCAUAUGGUAGAGUGAGAGCAACGGGCUGUUCUCAGAAAGAAUGAGGAUGGAAGUAUGUCCCUCUAAAUCUGAAAGUGACUGGUGAGUUGGCAAAGCAAAACAUUCCGGACUUCAUUUCAGGUAUAUAACAUUGAGCAUUCACACUGGGCUUCUCUCUUACUUUUUUUUUCCCCUCUCUCACUCCUGUUUUCUCUCUUAAUUUGCAGCUUGAUCUUGCUGAAUCACACAGGCAGAAGUACUCGUUCUGUCAGUUCUCUACUGUAACUUCCAGAUUGUUAUGCUAUGUGCAUUUCACAGGUUGCUUUUAUUUCUUCCGACAAUGUUUGUCUGAGUGACUGUGACCUCCUUGGUACAUUUACACUUCAGAUCAAAUCUGCAUGUAGGGGCAAGGACUAUGCUACUACAUUACUUUCUGUAGAAAAGUACUUCACCUUAGACAGCGCAUCUGUAGCUGGAAACAUCCUCAGUGGAAACCUGUUCAACUGGCAGACACCAUCCUAGAUUUUUUCUAGUAUGGGAGAAUUAUCAAAGGAAAAUGGAAUGGUUAGAAGUUGAGUUAAUCUUUAUCAUUUAUAGCUGAAAAUUAACUUGGAAGAAACAGUAAGAGAUAAGUGUAGAUUUAUUCCAGUGUCUGUUCACUGAUGCUUGGUUUUGGUUUUUGCUUUUAACUGCAUUCAUGGAAGAAAGAGGGUCUUCACUGAGGGAUAACGCCUAGACUUAUGAGAGAAAUAUUCACGCGUUGUAGCAUGUUUUCAACACAAACAGUGUGAGAUCUAAGAUCAGUAUUUCAUCACGUACAAUGGCUGUGGUAUGUUAGAUGAAUAAAACAUAUGAAAAGGGAAUUUAAGCGAAGUAGACUAUAACCUAGAAGGUUUUAUGAAUGUUAGACCAAGACAUACUAGAACAGAUUACAUUAAACCUCAAUAACUUUAAGUAACAUGUAUAUGCAGAGAUUUUUCUGAGUUACCUGUACAAAUUGCGAAAAAUACUUAAAGCAUGGUCCCCUGAGAGGCCAAGAAAGUUUCCGGUUAAGUUCUCCUUCACUUUCAUUACUUUACCACUUACAGCUUCAUUUGUUUGCUUAGUUGGUUGGUUUGUUUUUAAUUUAAUGUAAGACUGGGGGAGGGAUAUAGAUGCAAAAUGACAGAAUUCUCAGGAAACAUAUCGCUUAACUUCUUGCCAAAAAGUCAACACCUAAAGAAGCUCCAAAAAUAAUUUCUGAGUAGAGGAUGGUAUUUGUUGAUUGAUAACUGUAAAAAUUAGAGCAUCAAUCAACCAUUUUUCCUACGUUUUUUUUAGAAGAAGAUGGUUUCCUGCCUCUAGUCGAAUUAAAUUAUUUAGUGUUAAAUGUUCACAACUUUAUACAGUGUGUGUAAGUGCAAUAUGUAAACAUGUGUGAAAUCAUGUUAAAACUGAAAUAUAGUAACAGAGAUAAGAAAAAUGGCUUUUGGAAUAUGAAUAUCCAGUAAGUUAUGGUCAGUAAAUUUUAAGUCCACAAAAGAGAUAUAUUAAUAUUCAUAUAAAAUUAACUGAGGCUCAUGACUGUGGGAAUACAAUACUGUGUAUUUGUCUGCAGUAACUGGGAAUCUUGACUUCCUCCAUCACCUGCUUGGCUUUACCACUCCUUUCUACCUUAACUCUUCCUGCGAAAGUGAAGAAAUAGGGAUACUUUUGUCAGGGGCGGAAGAAGAAUCACCUCUCUUGAAAUAUUUUAAAGGAGACGCUGAGACAUGUUCCUGCCUUUCGUGGCAAUUCAAGGUGAAAACAUUCAUAACGUUUGUGGGUCAUUAAUGGGCUAAAACCACUAAUUUUCUUUUUCAUGUAACCAGGUCUUAAUGCCAAUAACGCAUUUAUGAUCCCACCUUCUUCAUAAAUGCUACCGGAAACUUUAAGGCCAAAAUAUAGUGUGCAGAGCUAUUUUUUUAACCCAGAUACAGUGGAACUUCCUCUAUACUAAAGAAGCAGCUUCAUCAAGGUUUUGAAGUGAUGUAGCUGCUUUUUGCUGUAGCUUAUUUAUACCUGUAAAAAAGGAGGGGGGGGGAGGGAAAGGACGUUGCCUCUUGCAUUGAUGUGAUUUUAUUCUAAGGGCUCUGAUAAUUAGACUGAUAGAAGCUGAUUUGGAAACAGUGCUUAGUCUCACAUGUUACCAUUGUCUGGGGACGUCUGAGCUAUUUUCAGAUUUAGUAAUAGCACAGUGUUGUCUUGUCUUUGGUUGCAGUCUCACUUGGCUCAGUUUCUUGCACCACUGGAGUGUUCAUUACUGCUUAAGUGUAUUGGAACAACAGAGUGAUGCAAGAUGUAUAGAUUAACAACAGAGGAUGGUUGUGCCCUUGGUGUUAACAAUGUGCCUUUUGUUACAAAUGCCAUGUUGUAGGGCAUGUGUCUUGGCCUCUUUAACCCUUUGAUUACUGGAGAGUAGGGAUGAAAUCUAUUUUUAGAUGCUGUACCCCUCUUAAAACAUCCUGUAGCUGAUCGAGGCCUUAAUAGAAACAAUAAGGCAAUCACACUGCUGGGAUGGAGAGGACGCUCUGUUCUUGUAGUACGUCUCAUUAAGGGGUUAAAGAUGGCCCUUCCUCAUUGGUUGUACUUAAACAUCAAACAGAUUUUUUUUUUAAAGUCAAUUUUUGUUAUAGUGACACUAGACAGAAAUCAACUGUAUUUGUAAAAAUUUACCUCAAACUCUUUAGUUUUAUAGUGUGAUUUAAUCCCAGGGCAUUUGGUAUGAACCAAAGUGCAUUCCUUUUAUAUGUGCCUGGCUCUUAUAGAGAUGGCCAGGGAUUUUUACAAUUUGGGUGCAAGGCACUUAAGCCACUUUUAAAUGACUUCAUGGGAAUGUUGAGAACACUUUAGAAAUAAGUAGCAUCGGGCAAUAUUAGAAUCUUUAAGAAAGGUGGUGCAUUAAUUAAUGCUCUCCAUUUUUUAGUAUUUUUUUCCAUCAAUAAUAUUUGUGAUAAGUACUGAAAGAACUAUUUUUCCUGUCAGCAAAGAUUAGAAUAUUGCCCAGUUCAAUGCUAUGGUAGCAUUUAAAAUACAAUGACAUUUGUGAUGAAUUAUUGUUUCUAGGGGCUUGUACAUCUCUGCUACAAAUUGUAAUUACUCAAUUCAACUGCUACAAUUACGUCUAAGCAGUAGCUUGGGGUUUUAUUGGGCAACGACUUAGACACGUGACUGUAAUAUGCUGCAACUGUGUGUACUGAAAACAUGUGAAAAACGACUGAAUGUGGACUGUGUAUAUAUGUAUGUAUAAUUUUCUGUGAGAUGCUGCUGUUGCCACUUAACAUUAAAGAUGUUGUAGUGGGUUUUAAUCCUAGUGGCCAGUUUUAUGAUACUGUAUGUAUUGUACAGCUGAUGGCAGGAGUUAAGACUGUUCUAGUGAAUAUUUGUUACAUUUUAUUGUUGUGGCCAGAGAUCAUUUCAGAAUAAAAUUUUAUGUCCUACUUUA